Messenger RNA from Drosophila kikkawai, 2532 nucleotides. RefSeq names its product Sox box protein 15 (gene Sox15). The record is from RefSeq and is a predicted model, not a curated record. Gene Ontology annotation, biological process: regulation of DNA-templated transcription; cell differentiation; anatomical structure morphogenesis. Gene Ontology annotation, molecular function: RNA polymerase II cis-regulatory region sequence-specific DNA binding; DNA-binding transcription factor activity, RNA polymerase II-specific. NCBI's taxonomy places the organism in Eukaryota, Metazoa, Arthropoda, Insecta, Diptera, Drosophilidae.
UGCCGUAUAAAAAUGGAACCCUCAUAUGAUCACGAACAUCCACAUCAUCUGCUAACAAAUUACAAUUCAAAGAAGUACCCGCACGUCUCGAGAACUCCGGAAUACAGCCACUCCACGGGCAGUGAUUAUCCGGAUCACGGCGGCUACCUCACCACGGAUGGCCGGCUGAUGCACGAGACGACCAGCGAUGCCGGUAUCUACCAUGUGCGACAAGGCAGUGAACACUCCUCGCCCAGCCUCCACUCCCCAGCCAUACAGAGCGCCGGCUACGAGAAUGAGCAUUCCCUCAACGAGGCGGUGCUGGCGGCGCACAGCCACAGUCACAGUCACUCACCCAUGCCUAUGGUGUCCAGUGCCUAUGUGACCGGAGGCAGUGCAUCGGGUUCCCUUAUCAACAGCAAUAUUAACUUGUUGAGCGGUGGCGGCGGUGGUAAUUCGGUCUUGAACAAAUUUCUAUCGCAUCCGCAUGCAGGAAUGGUGGGCCAAGGAGGUGGAGGAGGAGGUGGGGGAUCUGGGCCCAUGGAGGACUGUGCCUCUCACUCGCCCAUCGAGCCAUCGUCCAUGUGGAGCUACGACUACAAGGGCGACCUGUGUGCCCCCAAUUGUGGCUACCUGGAGCGGCACAAGCCGCUGCCCGCCGACCUCAAGUACCGACCCGGCGGAACCCAGUCAAAAAGUGCCAAAGAAUCGCGCAUCCGGCGGCCAAUGAAUGCAUUCAUGGUCUGGGCCAAGAUCGAGCGCAAGAAGCUGGCCGAUGAGAAUCCUGACCUGCAUAAUGCGGAUCUCAGCAAGAUGUUGGGCAAGAAAUGGCGCUCCCUGACACCUCAAGAUCGAAGACCUUAUGUAGAGGAGGCCGAGCGUCUCCGAGUGAUUCACAUGACGGAGCAUCCCAACUACAAGUACCGACCUCGGCGACGCAAGCAGUCCAAGCUGCGAGCAAUGCAGCCUGGAGGCAAGGAUCAAAGCGAAAGUUCACCCAAUCCCGUGGGCAAUGCUGGCUCUAAAGCGAAUCCCAAGCUGGCCACGCCUCCCCUGGCCACUGGAUCCUCUAGCUACACCACGCCCACCACCGAUGAAAGCACCUGCAAUUCCACAAACCAGAAUCUGAACCAGAGCCAGGUCUCUAGCGGAGGCGGCGGUGGCCUCUAUGAGCAGCCCCUGAAGCCCACAUACUCACCCAGCUCCGUGGACUGUUACAGCAAUGCGGACAGCUCAGAGCAGAUAGAGUCCCUAGCCUCCAAUUGUGCGCCUUCGCCGACGGGUGGCGGCGGCAGCUACGACAGCUCCCUGCUGCUCAAGAAGCUAACAAAGGCGCCAAGUGGCCGGACGGCCAAAUCCCGCCAGGAUAAUAAGCUGUCCAAGGCCGAGGACAAAGGCAAGGUGCAGGCGCAGCAGCAGGCCCAUCAGCAGGGAAUCUAUGCCACCACCUCGUAUCCGCUGGCGCCCACAUCCGUGGCCGUGGUGGCUGCCCGGGGCAUGUAUGUGACCUGCAAUAAUCGGGGUCUCCUCGACCAUGGUCACUCCGUCAAGGGCACCUUUUACCCGCCUGUCUCCGUGUCAGAGGACGAGGGCAGCUCCUCGAUGAGGAACAGUGUGAGUGUCCUGCAGCAACACUGCAAUCUGGGCACAGUGACGCCCUCCAGCUCCUCGGGACCCCUAACGGCCAGCGAUAUGAGCAGCUAUACGGUCUCCAUGGCGGAUAAUUGCGGAAAUCUUAGGCUCAGCAUGAAUGAGUUGUCCGCCCAGGAGUAUCUGCCAAGUGCUAAUGCUUACGGGAUGCAGUACGAGGACUUCCUGCGCUAUCAAUCCAAUGAUUUGGAUUACUCCACCUCCUCGUCGGCGGCGUUGGAGCACAAAGAUCCCUCGCCAGAGGGAGUCCAGAAGAGCCUCAAGUACCCGGACACAAAUCAGAACUAUGAUGACUACGAGGCGGAGGCCUACAGCAAUGCCAUGCUGCCGGCAACAGCGGCCAGCUAUUACACACAGUUACCCUAUGCGCCCACCUCGCUGGCUGCCUUUCCCCUGCAGCUGGCGGUGCCCUUCCAGCAGGCCACAACAGGUGGCUAUGGUGGGCAACCAAUGCAGAGUGGUUACCUGCAUUAUGGAAACUAUGGGGGUUAUGAGAGCAUGCCGCAGCAACAACAACAGCAGCAGCAGCAGCAACAUCAGCAGCAGCAACAGCAAUCUUCGCACUCGGCCCCUCCAGCCUUGACAGCAGCUCCUCCUCCUCAGACUGUGACCUCCCAUUCCGGCGCUUCAGCAGCUGCAGCAUCUGCAGCCAUGCAGCAGCAUCAUCAUCACCAUUUUGCCCCAGGACCCGGCAUGGUGGGCGUGGGCGUGGGCGUGGGAGUAGGAGAGAUGCUCUUCGAGCAGCAGCAGCGCAAGGACGAUGAGAUUAGCAACAUUCUGGCCGGAGUGCGGAAGACCUGCUACAGCAACUGACUCCCAAGCGAAGACAUUUGCAAUUUUGAUAACUAAAUUAAAGAGAGAUCUUAGAGAGCGUGGUUAUAGGUAGACUUAAGCCUUCUUCCA